GUAGAAUGUAUGGACGUUUUCACUGGUAGAGAGAAAACUUUAUUGUAAUCAACAGAAGAACAGUUUCUUAACAGAUGUUAAAUUUUCUCUCAUAUAAUACCGUCAAAACUAAGGCCGGUAUUGUACGAAUUUUAUCUACAAUUUAUAGUAAAAGUCAUCAGAAUACGGAAUUACCAUCAGCAUUAAAAUUAUCAGUAUCCUCUGUGAGUGUAAUGCAUGACGUAACAAACCACUGAACCAGAUGUCAGAAUUCUGCCCACUUUGCUUCUCUAAGGGCCGAAAAUCUGUGUUGAAGUGUUUUCAAAUUAAUCUCACAGAAGCAGCCAGAAUGUGUGUGGAUGCCAAGUGCCCAUAUCCAUUUGGACUGAAAUACUGUGAUACAUUUGUAAAUCAGAAUUUCAUGGCCAUGUUUAUGGAUGAUGAUGUAUUGGACACGGUAUCUCACUCAGAGUCAGUUCCAUUCUUCUCCUCAGAUGAAAUGAAUGUGAUCAAAACUGAACCAGUUAAGGAUGCCAACUUACCAAGUACAGCCCAGUCACUACCAAACAAAGAAAAUGUAAAGAAUUAUGAUUUAAUGGACAAGUUAGAUUUUGAUGUUUUCUCCAGUACAAAUAUGAAAGAUGUGGACUUCAGUUUUGAUCCAGAAUUUGAAAGUUUGUUUGAAAGCAUCAUAGAAGAUACAGUUGGUGACAGUCAGAAAGUUUUAUCAGCAGGCAAUGACUUUGAGGAACUGAACACUGGAUUAUCAGCAGAUACUGGCUUUGAGAAAUUGAGCACUGACAGUUUUGAUGCUCAGACUGGAGGAAAAGAAGCAAAUAGUGUCAUGUCAAAAGUUCAACCAAACCUCCUGUUUGCAGAGACUGACAAAAAUAAAGAUAAUAGUUUGGUGAUGACUGAAUCAUAUCAGUCAGGAUUCACAGAUAUUUGUUCUGAAAGGAAAGAGACAAGCAGCUAUUCUGGGGACACUCAGCAGAAUAUAACAGUGGCUCACAAAUAUGAAAUUAUACCUAUCUCAAACCAAAGUCAGGAAUUAGCUUUAACUUCAGAUUAUGAUGAAUCAAAACAUGGUGACCACACUGCUGCAAGACAGUCAUUACUAAAUAGAUUGUCAUCUCCUGCAACAGUAACCUUGCAAACUCUAGACAUUUCUCAGCAUGAAGUGGACUUAGAAUCUGUACACUCAAAUGAUUUAGCAGUGCAUGAUAAACUACAAACAGGUGAUGGGCAACUUAUGAACUCUUUACAGUCUGUCACAGAAAGUAAGAUCAGAGUGGGUGAAAGUUUUAAUUUAAAUUCUGCGAAUUCAUCUUCACCAGAAAAAUCAAUUCAGUUCCUUAGUCAUACUCAAAUUUCUCAUUCCAUGACAAGUGGUGAUAAUAUUGCAACUGGAAACAUGUCAGAUGUUAUGACUGCAGAAGUUGGUAUACCUGGCAUGACACCUUGUUCAUUGAGAGAAAUACGUGACCACUCAUACUGCAAAGUAAAAGAUGAUGAUUCUGUUUCAAUUUCACCAGAGAAAUUUGACUUGAUUAUUUGCGACAAAACUUCAUAUUCUGUAAACAUUGUUGAUAAUAUUGUUACUGGAAAAAGUAUGGGUGAUAUGUCUGCAGAAGAUAGUAUACCUGUAUUAACACCUUGUCCACUGACAGAGGUACAAGGCCAUUCAUACUCCAAAAUAAAAGAUGAAGAAACUUUGAAUGAUCAGUCAAAUGUUGAGACAAGCCAUUUAGUUAUCACAGAAAAUUUAAUUCCAGUGAUGACUGACAUUCAUGAUAUGACUUAUACCUUUCCUGUAACAAAUGUUGGAGACUUGACUGUUGAAAUUGUGAAUAUGGUGUUGCAUGACAUACCUGUGGCAGAAAAUAUAACAAUUGUAUCACGUGGCAUGAAGAGUGUGCCCUCUGGCACUGAAGUUACAGAAGCAGCAAUUAAAGAGUUGGAUUUGGAGACAAAUACAGCAGAAAAUAUGUUGUCAGCCAUAAAUAAUAUUGCAGGUACAAGCCAGCUGCCUUCCAUAACAAAUACAGUUAUUGAAGGAACAGUAACAGAUGUAAAUCAGACAGCGAUUUUAGGGGAUCAUGUGAAGCCAGACAAGUUAGCUGCAGCAUCAUACACCUGUAUUCCUGAAGUAGCAGUUAAAGCAAUUAACAUAAAGUCAAAUAAUGAACCUGUUCCACAGUGUACAGACUUGGAUGUUCAAGAGAGGCAACCCCUAACAAGUACAGUUAAACACAUUGCAAACAGUGGGAAUAAUGUAGGAAUAAAUUGUUCUCAACAUUUAAUAGUUAAUUCAGAUAUUGAACAAAAGGGAAGUGGAAAUAGAUCUGAUUUACAAAAGAACAAUCUCUUCUCUCUUAGCAGAUCAAGGUCUAUAGAGAGGAAGAUAAACAAUGACUUGAAAGUGGAUGGGCCCCAGUAUAGUUUUGCCACUAAUGUGAAAAUCCAGGGUGAUUUGACUAGCUCUGGAAUGUCAAAUGGGGCAGAUGUUGAGAAUUUCAUAGUAGAUGACAGUAAAAAGCAAAUAAUCCCUCCACAGAUUGAGAACAUAGAAGGCAAUUCCAAUUUGUACAUCAACAAGUGCAAGGAGAAUAUGCCAUUCAGUCUCAGAAAGUUGGGAAGUAAGGAAGCAUCUGUUACAUACUUGAAACCUCAGGUUUCAUCAUUAUGUCCCCCUCAUCAGCAGAACUUCAGUAGCUCCCAGACUCUUUCUUCAGAAUCUUCAGCAUCUGUUGCUCACAUGGGGGAAAAAUGUGGAACAGCUGUACCCAUAGCAAAACAGAACAAAUCAAUUAGAAAAGGGAAAAACCAUGCUGAUUCAGGUAGUGGUUUAAAGUCUUAUGUGUUUUCACAUAGCAUUAGCAAAGAAAAGUUUGCUGGGUUCACUUUUGAAAAACCUUUUGUGCCACAAGCAAACCUGAAAACAUCCUCUAAAAAAGAAAACAGUUCAAAAGCAAAACGAACUUCAAAGGGAAUGAAGACACACACAGGGCUGAAAAAAGUAUUAUCAACACUGGCAUACCAUCCAUGUCCUGAUCCUUCAACUCCAAGCACAUCCAGCACCGAUUCCAGUGACAGAGUUGCAGUGUUGGAAAACCAGUGUAGUGUUGCAGAUGAUCCAAUGGAAAAUGUAAGUGAAAAUACAAGUGUUGCAGAUCAUACAUUUGUUAGGAAAGAAUCUGUUCAUGAAGGUCCAGAUUGGCUUCAACAGUUACUGAUGUAAGAUGAAUUUGAAUCAAUUUUAUAUUAAAGUUGUUUCAUUAUUUCAAACCAGUUUGAGAUGGAUAAUGAAUGUGUGUGUAAAUUCAUGUUUUGUAAUCCAUAUACCUGAUCAGUUUUCUGUAUAAGCAUAGCCAUAUUUAGAAGGGGUGGGAGAUUAUAAGUUGGGGCCCCUUCAAGAAAUCUGUUGAUGAAAUAUAUCUGUGGCAACAGGGAAGUUAAUAUGUGACUGUAGAUAAUGAGAUGUAGUUUUUAACUGAUUUUUAAAAAUACUCUGUUCAAAAAUGUAUCUAGUUAUGUAUGUGUGUAUAUUUACCCCAUUUAUUCAGAACUAGCAGAAGCCUAAUGCUGCCCCAGGUGAUGAAAAAUUCCACUGCCCUUCCUUAUCCUCUCUGUACUGAAACUGACUUAAUGACUUUGAAGGAAUCAAGAAGAUACAAGUAGUCAAAUGCUAAAAGAAACUCCACACAGUGAUUCCCAUUUGUUAUAUUUCCCUCCCAUAGUGGGAGUCCCAUCAUUCCCAUAUUUCUGUCUGUUUUGCAAGUGAAUUGCUAUGUGGUGUUAUUGCUGGCUUGAUGUCACAGAAUUAGACCGUAGUGUCAGUGCUGCAGUUCAUAAUUUUAUUUAUAUUGGUGCAUGGCAUGUUUAAAUGACUACCGUAUAAGAUCAUGUAUGAGAAAGAGAUCUACAAAAGAUUAAAAUAUGCCACCCCAGAUGGCUGUUUUGUUUUGCUGGCUAUGUAUUUAUUAUGAAACUGAUGUUAUCAUGACUUUCUAUGAAUUAAAAGUAUAAAGUAACAUGUA
This is a messenger RNA of Zootermopsis nevadensis, 4019 nucleotides long. RefSeq lists its product as uncharacterized. Lineage: Eukaryota; Metazoa; Arthropoda; Insecta; Blattodea; Termopsidae. The record is from RefSeq and is a predicted model, not a curated record.